AUGCUGUUUCCUCAGGGCGACAACAAUAAUUAUACCUUUGCCAUCGCUGGCCUUGUCGCGAUAGUCUCACUCGCCGCAUGGUCAUUCACACGGCAUGACUCUCGCGAACCACCUCUCGCGCCAGUGUCACUCCUGUAUGUCUCCCACAUCAUCGGGCUUAGCCGCGAGACCUACAACUACUAUGUGAAUCUUAGCAAGAAGACCUCAUCCCCGAUCUUCACGGUUAACCUCCCCGGCCAAAAGAUGUAUGUGGUCACCAACGCCGACCUGGUUCAAAAGGUUCAGAAGCAAUACGAUUCAAUUGCGUUCCCUCCACUCGCCGCAGCAUUCUCAACCUCAAAGAAUCCUGCCCUCUACUGCUUUCGACCUACCAAGAGGUCCUUCGCUAUUUCCAUGUUGGAACUCUCGGUGCCAUGGUCCAGAUGCCCUCUCGCACCAUCCACCAUCGACCCAAAUGUGUACGGGCCAAACGCCUCAGACUUCGUCCCCCGCCGAUUUCUCCCUUCUGAGAAGAAAAACCGUCCCAAAGAUCACUGUUUCCGUGGUUUUGGUGGUGGUAAGCAUCUAUGUCCGGGGCGACAUUUUGCUACGAACGAGGUUCUUGCUAUGGCGGCGGUGUUUAUUGCUAGAUUUGACAUGGACCCUGUGAUGGGAAAGUGGGAGAUGCCGACGGGUUUCAACUCGGGUUCUGCAGGGCAGAUAAUGGAGCCGGAUCAUGAUGUUGAGGUUGAUUUGAGGACGAGGGAUGGGUUUGAGGACGUGGUGUGGGAGCUGAGGCUCAAGACAAGCGACAAGAUCUUUGCUAUCGUGACGGAGGACAUGGAUGAGAAUUAG
Messenger RNA from Fusarium sp. VM40, 834 nucleotides. Lineage: Eukaryota; Fungi; Ascomycota; Sordariomycetes; Hypocreales; Nectriaceae. The record is from the annotation of a GenBank genome assembly.